Molecule: messenger RNA, 405 nt
Organism: Podarcis lilfordi (Lilford's wall lizard)
Lineage: Eukaryota; Metazoa; Chordata; Lepidosauria; Squamata; Lacertidae
Source: the annotation of a GenBank genome assembly
AUGGCUGUGGUGAUGCUCUCCUGUGAGGACAUCUCCAUCAGCAACAUCUAUGGUGUAACAAUUGGCUUCCUGGUACUCAUAAUUGAUUCUACGUUCAUUGGCUUGUCCUAUGUCCUCAUCUUCCGGGCUGUAAUGAGCUUGUCUACCACAGAGGCCCGUCUUAAGACCUUCAGCACUUGCACCUCACACAUUUGUGCCAUCUUGAUCUUCUACAUCCCCAUCGUUGUCUCCUCCCUGAUACAUCGGUUUGGGCGCAAUGUGGCUCCUGCAGCUCACAUCCUCCUGGCCAACUUCUAUCUCAUCUUCCCUCCCGUCUUGAAUCCCAUUGUGUAUGCCGUCCGGACAAAAGAGAUCCGGAGGAGGCUGGCCAAGAUGCUGUUGUGGUGCAGAGGUGGCCUUGAGUAA